UGCUUCUCCACCCCGAGCCGUCGGCUGCUCUUCCACCUAGAGGAACGAAGUCCCCCGGUCCCCCCGGUUUUCUCUCCCACCUUCCGUGAUCUCCGCCGUCCCACCUCCCACGAUUCAUUUGCAGGUCGAGGAAAGGGACGUCGCCCCACCGCACCUGCCGGAUCUGCUGAGCCAGCGGCCGGAUCCACCGAGCCAGUGGCCGUAUCCGCCGAGGCAGUGGCCGGAUCUCGAUCUUCUAGUCCUCCCCGCCUACUCCUCCGUCGGCGGCAGGCAGCAGAAAGGCGCGCGCGACUGCUCCGACCAGAGGAAGGCGCGAGGUGCGACGCGACGACGCGUGUUCGAGCCGGGCACGACACGGGCGGGCACCACCUCACCGGGGCGCGACCACGGCAGCCAACAUCGGCGCCCAAAUCGCAUCCACCGAACCCAAGCGCGGGCUCCGGUGGGCGUGCGGUUCUGCGUUCAACAGGAGAGCGUGCGCGAGAAAGAGCGCUGCUAGCGUCUUCCAGUGAACCCCAAAGAGACCGGAGGAGGGGAUGACCAAGGGCGAGGUUCCGUUGAUCGGCAUCGACCUUGGGACGACCUACUCCUACGUCAGUGUGUGGCAGCAGGUCGAGAUCAUGGCCAACGACCAGAGCAACCGCAUACCACACCACGCCCUCCUACAUCGCCUGAACCAGCUCGCAAUGAACCCCACCAACACUGUUUCCGAUCACAGUACAAAGUUAAGCUGCCAACGAGCUAGAAACCCAUUGGUGUAGUAUUUUAACAGCUGCUCAGGAGCUGCCUGUACCAGAGCAAGAAUGACAUCAUCGACUUCUACCUGCUUCAUCUCAAGGACAAACCUCAUACAACCCAUGGUGCUGCAUUUGACACGCACAUUUGUAAUUUGUUAGUGAUUAUUGUGUGUAAUGUCUGAUGUUUUGGACAUUUUUUUGUAAAUGAUGGCAAUGUGGCUUCAGCGAUGUACCUCUGAUGGUUAUUGUAAUUGAAUGAAACAAUUUAAUGGAAAUUUGUGGGCUCGGCAAAAUUAUGUGUUUUGCUGAUGGAGAAA
Aegilops tauschii subsp. strangulata is the source of this 1054-nucleotide messenger RNA. RefSeq names its product heat shock 70 kDa protein. The record is from RefSeq and is a predicted model, not a curated record. Lineage: Eukaryota; Viridiplantae; Streptophyta; Magnoliopsida; Poales; Poaceae. Gene Ontology annotation, molecular function: ATP binding; ATP-dependent protein folding chaperone.